This is a messenger RNA of Pseudomassariella vexata, 4965 nucleotides long. RefSeq lists its product as uncharacterized. Gene Ontology annotation, molecular function: ATP binding; protein kinase activity. The coding region runs from base 1 to 4965 and encodes 1654 amino acids. The transcript is spliced from 2 exons. Lineage: Eukaryota; Fungi; Ascomycota; Sordariomycetes; Amphisphaeriales; Pseudomassariaceae. Gene Ontology annotation, biological process: protein phosphorylation. The record is from RefSeq and is a predicted model, not a curated record.
AUGUAUCCGAACGCUCAACGAGAUCCCUCGAGGCCCUUCGCGAUGCCGCCGCCCCCGCCGAUGUCGCCGCCUCUGCCGGGGCAGAUGAACGCGGGCAUGAACAUACCUCCGCCGCCUCCAAGGUACCCGAGCGCCCCAUCGACGACGGGCGGUCUGAAUCUGCCCCCUCCUCCUUCGGGACCGCCACCCAACAGUGCGAUGGGGCCUCAAGCACCCUGGCAGGGAAGCUGGGGGCGCAUGUACGAUUCGCGGCCGGGUCUCACGAUCCCUCCUCCACCAUCAGGAGGACCACACGUCGCGUACAAUCCGAGGCUUCACGCGCAGUCUUCGAUGCAGAAUCUGAACGGUUCUCUCAGUAUACCUCCGCCGCCGCCGCAGCAGCAAAUGCAGCAGCAACAGCAGGCGGAGCCAAGCGGCAUGUCUGCGACUUACAUACCCCAAGGCGAUACUUACGGCGAAGGCGUCGGCAUACCUGCUUUUGGCUGGGACGAGUCGGCCGAAACAAUGACAAGUCAGAGCUCAUGGCAGUCUCAAAGCCAGACCAGCAAUGACACGGCGAAUACGACCCCGGCAGACAGCGAAAGUCGCGAUCGGUUGUAUGCCAACGCUAUGCAUGGCCGGAUGAUGUCGACCGCCUCGAAUGCCACCAGCGCUUCGUCCGGAAUCCCACCCGAGAUGGCGGCGAAAUGGCCCCUGGACCACGUCCUGUUGUGGAUGGCUACUAACCAAUUCUCAAAGGACUGGCAGGAGACGUUUAGAGGACUGAACCUGCACGGUGCCCAAUUUCUCGAACUCGGUAGUGCGCGCGGAGGCCGUGGCAACUUUGGCAUGAUGCAUCAGCAAGUCUAUCCCAAUUUAGCAAAAGAAUGUUACAACAGUGGCGCCGGUUGGGACCAAUUGCGGGAACGAGAAGAGGGCAAGAGAAUGCGCCGGCUCAUUCGUGCUAUUCUUCAUAGUGGAGGUAUGGCCGCACCAACGCCAUCAAGGCCGGCUCAGGGAGGACACGCCCGGAGAGAAUCCAACGCGAAUAAUACCCAGAGCGCGGGCACCGAUGCAGACUCUCCCAAUACACCUAUCAAGGCGCCAGGCCGCGGGUUUGGCGAGCGGAGGUUCUCACAAACCCGCUCCACAACGAUGCCAACUUUGAGCAAUACCAUGAGCUCCGACUCCAAUCACAGGACGAUUCUCAAGAAUCUGGACAUUGAGAGUAGUCGGAGACACAGUCCAACUGGGAGUGAGACUCGGGAACGAGGAUCAGCAAUACGCAGCGAUAGUCCCGGAGGCAGCCCAAUGCCGAAUUCGGGACUCUUUCCUCAAUCAGCGGGCUUGUCUGCUUCUUCCCCAUCAGGCAGAUUUCCAAAUCACAGGUCUCGGAACUCGAUUGAUUCGGUCUCCUCGAGUGCCGCCAUAUAUGGUUCCGGCGUGCCGCCUGAGGCAAGUCAGCUACUACGAAAUGGCAUGGGUGGCAUUGGGGAGAUGAUGAAUUCAAACCGCAAUGAUGGUCGGCGGGGACAGGAUGGAGGCCGGUCCCCGUUGGAACCCGGCGACAGGUCCGCGGGGACUGACCCUCCGCAUUCUGCCAGGGACAACAAGAGUUUUUUGAGCUUUCUGAAGAGGAAGAAACAGAGGGAAGACGGCAGUUUUCCCUCCCCAGAAGAUGGCGAAACCAGCCCUAAUAUUCUCAAGCCAUCUUCUCUGGGCAGCCGGUACAAUGCCAGCGAGACUUCGUUGGAUAGACCAUCAUCGAGCUUCUCGAUUCAGGACAACACGCCGGCACUGCGAACCCAGAAGGCCAGUGCGUCUCGACUCUUCCUCCUCGUCACCUUGGAUGGCUGGAAUUACCGGAUGUGCGACGUGACCGACUGUGACACGGCCGCAGAUUUACGGGUUUGCAUUUCACUCAAUCUAGGCCUCCCCGAUCCGAACUCAAUCCACAUAUAUCUGACUGAUCUUGGCCGGGCGGAGCAUGAUGAGCCUCUAGAAGAUCAAAGUUUGUUGAUUCACAAGAGGAACAAGGCGGAUAUAAAUGGGACCCUGAAACUGUUCGUCAAAACGGGCGGUGCUUCACCGCCUGUGGUGCCCAACGUCGUCACGCCUGGAUAUGCUUCCAUUGAUGAGGAUACCUAUGCGCGGUUGAACGGGCAGAGGUCUCGGUCUAGUUCCUCGCCGCCUACUUCUCGUGUCAACACGAUAUCAGGGGAUGGGCCCGAUCCCAAUGAGUUAGCCCAGAAGGCCAAUGAGUAUAAGGCUGGAGUGGAGAAGCAGCAGCAGGCCUACUUGGCCAAGCGGCGGCAAGCCCUGGAGAAGUCUUCCCCGCAAGAGGGUGGCCAAUUUGGUAUUGUUGGGAGAAAUGUUGACUUUGAUCAACCCCGCAGUUCGCCAUAUGAGGAGAAGAAGCCAGACGGUCUGUUCCCCCAGCGCAAGGCGCCUGCUCCUCCUGGAGUUGAGACGGCCACCUUGAUCAAAGCGAACUCGCUCAGCAGAAAGACUGGUCACGCAAUGAGGCCUUCGCAAGGAAGCUUUGAUGGGUUCCCGACGCCGAGGAGACCAGCCACGACCAACUGGAACUCAAGCGGCGGAGACCCGAGCCAGGACCCAAACCAACGACGGUCGGCAACCGCCAGCAGAGAUCCUGUCAACUCAGCCUUGGGCGCCUUGGUGGGUAUGGGAAGUGCCCUGAGUCACUUUGGCCGACCCCAUUCAGGAGCCAACAGACAGCAACAACGACCUGUGUCACCCAACCGAGUGAAUUCCGGACCAGCAGCAGGAGCUGCGUAUAAUGAACAACGAGGUAAGGGAGUAAUCGCAAACGUUGACUGGGGCCAGACUGCUUCGGGUCGGAGUAGUCCGCGUUCGGCGUCUGGAUCCCCUGGUACCCUGACAUGGAGCCGUGGAGACCUCGCGUUUGUCAUUCCAGACUAUUCGCCCGGUGGUACUCCUGUCAACUGGGGCCGUGACACACCCGAUGAUGGAAUACUUGCUAAAAUGCGUGAAACAGCACAACGGGCCCCGUCCCCUGGCGAUCUCAGCCCGAGUACGGCACAUCCAUCAUACACCACCCCCACGGCGAAUGGGUCUGAACUCGACCGGCGGAAGUCGACCCGCAUGGAUGUGGAUUUCACGGAUACGGACGUGCAGUUCUCGGCGCCGGUGCCAAAACUGUCUGCUAUGCAAGGUGAUGACGACUCUGGGGACGAUUCGGAUGAUGGCUUGUUCGCAGUCCCAGUGAGAGGAAGACAGCCCUCGGUCAAGGCGCGCAAGUCGUCGAUGGGUGGUGGACAUGACAGUGACUCGGAUCCGAAUGGCAAGAAGCCAAACUUGACGCUGAACACGUCGAGGUCUAAGAAGCAGUUGUCGGUGUCGUUCAAUUCGCCUGGUGCUAGAACUCCAGAUUUCGAGGAUGACGCCAGUCAAAGCGGGAAGAACUCGCAACGUCGCACACCAGCGACGCCACGCUCAGACUCGGAUGAUGGCAAACUCGGCCGCCGGAAAUCUUUCAUUGAACGUGACGUUUGGGCCAACCGUCCACCCGCUGAGGCUCUGCUUGAGAAUCUGGACGCCUUCUUCCCGGAGCUUGAUCUCGAUGAGCCUGUGUUGGACGAAAUGCAGCUGCGGGAGGCUUCACCCACAGUGUCGCCAAUCACCGAGAUGGAUGAAAAUAAUGGUGGUGAAGGCUCGCGAGCCAAUGAGAACUUGUCGCUCACUGAGCCCACGGCUGGCUUCGCUACCGCGCGAUCAUCUAUGUACAGCGAUAACGACACUUUAGGUUCUGACGAGUCCACCCUCAAGGCCCUCGAGAGGCCUGCCUCUAUUGCGUCGAUUGCCCAACGCAGCGUGCGUCGCUCUGGUGGCCUAGGCCGCAUGAAGUCUAUCCGUCAAGUAGCGCGUGGAGCGCACGAGGCCAAUAAACGCUUCACUACAGCGUCGUCUGCAUCUGGUGCUGGUGGCGCGUCAUCCAUGAUCCAGCGCCGUAAGAGCACCAAGAUGUUCGGAGCCAAUGUGGUGCAAAUCAAGCCUGAUCGCGGCUCCAUGAUCAUCCCUCAAAUCCCCCAAGAUACCCUUCCAAAACGGCAGACGACCUUCCGAUGGUUCAAGGGUGAGCUGAUCGGCAAGGGAACUUACGGACGCGUCUACCUCGGCAUGAACGCCACAACAGGUGAAUUCCUAGCCGUCAAAGAAGUCGAAGUAAACCCUAAAGCCGCCGGCGGUGACCGCAACCGCAUGCGCGAGCUCGUCGCGGCCCUAGACCAGGAAAUCGACACGAUGCAAUACCUCGACCACGACAACAUCGUGCAGUACCUCGGGUGCGAGCGCAAAGAAGCCAGUAUCAGCAUCUUCCUUGAGUACAUCUCUGGUGGCUCCAUCGGUUCCUGUCUCCGCAAACACGGCAAGUUCGAGGAACCCGUCGUGAGCAGCCUGACGCGACAGACGCUUUCGGGGUUGGCGUACCUCCAUCGUGAGGGUAUCCUGCACCGCGACCUCAAGGCCGACAAUAUCCUGCUUGAUGUCGAUGGUACGUGCAAGAUCUCCGAUUUUGGCAUCUCCAAGAAGACGGAUGAUAUUUAUGGGAACGAUAAGACGAAUAGUAUGCAGGGGUCUGUCUUCUGGAUGGCGCCCGAGGUCAUCCUGUCACAGAAGGAGGGGUACAGUGCCAAGGUCGAUAUAUGGAGUCUGGGCUGUGUCGUGUUGGAGAUGUUUGCGGGGAGACGGCCCUGGAGCAAGGAGGAGGCCGUGGGCGCUAUUUACAAGAUUGCGAAUGGGGAGACGCCGCCGAUUGCGGAUGAGGUGCGUGAGGCUAUCAGUCCUUAUGCGCUUGGGUUCAUGUUGGAUUGUUUUACUGUGGAUCCGGGGGAACGACCCACAGCCGACAGACUACUCAGACACCACGAGUUCUGCGAGCUGGACAAUAAUUACAAUUUCUUCGAUACGGACUUGUAUGCUAAGAUUAGGGGCACGUUCCAGUGA